CACCUAGAGUGCGACACCUACUUUUCUCUUCCAGUUUUUUCUUCCUGGGAAUAGAAAGGAGAUGAGCAAACGGCCGUCGCUGGUUGUGUUUGACUUGGAUUACACCCUGUGGCCCUUCUGGGUCGACACCCACGUGGACCCCCCCUUCCAGAAAAACAGCGAUGGCUCGGUACAAGACCGCAACAGGCAACCCAUAAAUCUGUACCCCGAGGUGUCGGCUGUGCUGGAGAAGCUGCAAGCUGAGGCGAUCCCUAUGGCGGCUGCCUCACGGACAGGUGAGAUCCAAGGAGCUAAUCAACUGUUGGAUCUCUUUGGCCUGAACCGCUUCAUCCGCUACGCAGAGAUCUACCCGGGCAGCAAAGUCACCCACUUCCAGAAGUUGUCUCAACAAACCGGGGUUCCCCUUUCGCAGAUGCUCUUCUUUGACGACGAAAGCCGCAACAUUUACGACGUCAGCAAAUUAGGAGUCACGUGUAUCCUCGUCCCCAACGGCAUGAACCUGUCCCUCCUGAAACAGGGCCUAGAAGCCUUCGCUUGCUCCUGAGUGCCGCCUGCAGAUGACGCAAACCGGACAUCCUGUUCUCUCUUGUCAUUUUGUGGAGUGUGCUGGGGGGGGCGGGAUUUUGACCCCGUGCAAUAAAUCCUCUACGCGUUUCCCUGCCUUGCAACUUCUUACACGCGUGUGAACAGCCUGGACUUACCUUAUAGGCACCUUGCUUCACUUCUGUUCCCUAACAACUGAUCCACGUCCCCUCGAGAUGCUGGAAACUACAGGCACUGUGAAAGUGGGGCGGGGAUGUGUGUGUGUCCAGUUUUAUUCAAUUGCCUGCUUCAUAAAAUUUACGCACUGCUUGACUGUAUAAAGGCAAUGACAACAAUGUCCAAAGUGGUUUAUAAAAAGAACAAAACAAUGAAAUCAUAGUCAAAAGAAUUGGUUAAGAAGAAACACCCAAAGCAUUAAAA
This is a messenger RNA of Lacerta agilis (Sand lizard), 963 nucleotides long. Its product is annotated as magnesium-dependent phosphatase 1-like. Lineage: Eukaryota; Metazoa; Chordata; Lepidosauria; Squamata; Lacertidae. The record is from RefSeq and is a predicted model, not a curated record. Bases 62 to 544 code for a protein of 160 amino acids. Gene Ontology annotation, molecular function: acid phosphatase activity. The transcript has 6 exons.